This is a messenger RNA of Manis javanica (Malayan pangolin), 2515 nucleotides long. It is a transcript of the gene PNPT1, whose product is annotated as polyribonucleotide nucleotidyltransferase 1. Gene Ontology annotation, cellular component: mitochondrion; cytosol. Gene Ontology annotation, biological process: mitochondrial RNA 3'-end processing; mitochondrial mRNA catabolic process. The record is from RefSeq and is a predicted model, not a curated record. Gene Ontology annotation, molecular function: 3'-5'-RNA exonuclease activity; polyribonucleotide nucleotidyltransferase activity; RNA binding. NCBI's taxonomy places the organism in Eukaryota, Metazoa, Chordata, Mammalia, Pholidota, Manidae.
GCCCGGGCAGAUCGCGUGUUGGUGUCAUGGCGGCCUGCAGGCAUUGCUGUUCGUGCCUCCGGCUCCGGCCGCUGAACCACGGUCCCCUCCGUCUGCCAGGGCGGGAUCGGGCACUCACCCAGUUGCAGGUGCGAGCACUCUGGGGUGGCGUGGGGUCCCGAGCCGUGGCUGUGGACUUAGGCAACAGAAAAUUAGAAAUAUCCUCUGGAAAACUGGCCAGAUUUGCAGAUGGCUGUGCUGUAGUACAGUCAGGUGACACUGCCGUGAUGGUCACAGCAGUCAGUAAAACAAAACCUUCUCCUUCCCAAUUCAUGCCUUUGGUGGUUGACUAUAGACAGAAGGCUGCUGCAGCAGGUAGAAUUCCCACAAACUAUCUUAGACGAGAAACUGGAUCUUCUGAUAAAGAAAUUCUUACAAGUCGCGUAAUAGAUCGUUCAGUUAGACCUCUGUUUCCAGCUGGCUACUUUUAUGAUACACAGAUCCUUUGUAAUCUGUUAGCAGUAGAUGGUGUUAAUGAACCUGAUGUCCUAGCAAUUAAUGGUGCUUCCGCAGCCCUCUCAUUAUCAGAUAUUCCUUGGAAUGGACCAAUUGGGGCAGUACGAGUAGGAAUGAUUGAUGGAGAAUGUGUUGUAAACCCAACACGAAAAGAAAUGUCUUUCAGUACUUUAAAUUUAGUGGUUGCUGGAGCACCUAAAAGUCAGAUUGUCAUGUUGGAAGCCUCUGCAGAGAACAUUUUACAGCAGGACUUUUGCCACGCUAUCAAAGUGGGAGUAAAAUAUACCCAACAAAUAAUUCAGGGUAUCCAGCAGUUGGUAAAAGAAAUUCGUGUUACCAAGAGGACCCCUCAGAAGUUGUUUACUCCUUCGCCAGAGAUUAUAAAACACACUAAUAAAUUUGCCAUGGAAAGACUCUAUGCAGUUUUUACAGAUUAUGAACAUGAUAAAAUUUCCAGAGAUGAAGCUGUUAACAAGAUAAGAUUGGAUACAGAAGAACAACUGAAAGAAAAAUUUCCAGAAGUUGAUCCAUAUGAAAUAAUAGAAUCCUUCAAUGUUGUUGCAAAGGAGGUUUUUAGAAGUAUUAUUUUGAAUGAAUACAAAAGGUGUGAUGGUCGAGAUUUGACUUCACUUAGGAAUAUACAUUGUGAGGUAGAUAUGUAUAAAAUUCUUCAUGGAUCAGCAUUAUUUCAAAGGGGACAAACACAGGUGCUUUGUACUGUUACAUUUGAUUCAUUAGAAUCCAGUAUUAAAUCAGACCAAAUUGUAACAGCCAUUAAUGGGGUAAAAGAUAAAAAUUUCAUGCUGCACUAUGAGUUUCCUCCUUAUGCAACUAAUGAAAUUGGCAAAGUCACUGGUGUAAAUAGAAGAGAACUUGGGCAUGGUGCUCUUGCUGAGAAAGCUUUGUAUCCUGUUAUUCCCAAAGAUUUUCCUUUUACCAUAAGAGUCACAUCUGAAGUCCUAGAAUCAAAUGGAUCAUCUUCUAUGGCAUCUGUAUGUGGAGGAAGUUUAGCAUUAAUGGAUGCAGGGGUUCCAAUUUCAUCUGCUGUCGCAGGUGUGGCAGUAGGAAUGGUCACCAAAAACAAUCCUGACAAGGGUGAAAUAGAAGAUUAUCGUUUGCUGACAGAUAUUCUGGGAAUUGAAGAUUACAGUGGUGACAUGGAUUUCAAAAUAGCUGGCACUUCUAAAGGAAUAACUGCUUUACAGGCUGAUAUUAAAUUACCUGGAAUACCAAUAAAAAUUAUAAUGGAGGCCAUCCAACAAGCCUCAGUGGCAAAGAAGGAGAUAUUACAGAUUAUGAACAAAACUAUUUCAAAACCUCGAGCAUCAAGAAAAGAAAAUGGACCUGUUGUAGAAACUGUUCAGGUUCCAUUAUCAAAACGAGCAAAAUUUGUUGGACCAGGUGGAUAUCAUUUAAAAAAGCUUCAGGCUGAAACAGGAGUAACUAUUAGUCAAGUAGAUGAAGAAACAUUUUCUAUAUUUGCACCAACACCCAGUGCUAUGCAUGAAGCAAGAGACUUCAUUACUGAAAUCUGCAAAGAUGAUCAAGAGCAGCAGUUAGAAUUUGGAGCAGUGUAUACCGCCACAAUAACUGAAAUCAGAGACACUGGAGUAAUGGUUAAACUGUAUCCAAAUAUGACUGCAGUACUACUUCAUAACACACAGCUUGAUCAACGAAAGAUUAAACAUCCCACUGCUCUAGGAUUAGAAGUUGGCCAGGAAAUUCAGGUUAAGUACUUUGGACGUGAUCCAGCUGAUGGACGAAUGAGGCUUUCUCGUAAAGUGUUACAAUCUCCAGCUACAAACACUGUCAAAACUCUAAAUGACAGAAGCAGCAUUGUAAUGGGAGAAUCUGUUUCACAGUCAUCAUCUAAUUCUUCCUAGUAAUUUUUUUAAUGAGAAUUCUAGGGUGAUACUCUGUAGAACAAAACUUCAGUAAUAUCUUUUAAUGUAACAUGUAGAUUUAUAUAUAGUAUAAAUAUUCUAAUUAUUUGUAUUAAAAUGCUCAUUUUAUGUGUUCA